GUUUCGCCCCGUACUAAAUUUCCAAUGAUUACAUUAGAUAAAAAUACUGAGUGCCUAUUCAACAAAAUUUCCAUUCAUUCAUCGGCCAUUGAAAUAGCAGAAUUGGGGCCCAGAAAGUCUUCCAGUAGCACGAAGAAUUUAAACGCUUUGCAUCGACACCAAAUAUUUCCCAUACAGAAGAACCGCCGAGAAACUAAAUACAUAGAUGACAGUGUUCUAUAAAAAACUAGCAAGAUUGUAUUAGUCCACAGAUAUGCGUCAAAACCUACCAUUGCUAUUGUUUAGAAUUUGAUUAAAAGAAAAAAAAAUAGUUUUAAUGUAAUGAAAUAAAAACGUGUUAAAUAUUGUCAGUAUUGUAGCAACAUCAUUUAUCUAACAGAACAUCUAUUUCUACAUAUUAAUGUGUAACGCAAUAAAAUGAAUCAAAUAAAGCCUUUAAUUUGAGCAGUUAAAUGACUCAGACAGUUACAUGCUAACAGUCUACACAGCUGCUCUGCCUUCCCCGCAUACGUUACUAGCCUACAUCGUUACUAACGGUAUUUAAGUUAAAGUACUAAACAAUUAAACUACGAACGAAAGAUCGGCAGUACUACGAAGAAAUAUCGAUUUUCCUUACUCUCCACCCUCCAUAGAAAAGACAUCAACGCACAAAAGGUAACAGAAAAUUUUCCGCCAAACAUUUUUGUCAUUCAUAGAGACUUCAUUAUGAUUUGACGUCACAAAUUCAACAACCUACAUAGCCAAAUCGAUAACAAAUAUAAAUCCACGUCAGCCAUGAUUAGAAUAUUAAACAAACACCUACUAACACUACUGACCUAAUUUUUGAUUUUCCAUACACGUAUACCGUACCCUGGAGUGUCAAGAAAUUCAAGAAAUUGGUUAUUCAGCGCGCGAAAGCUUCGCGGGGGGCAUGCGGGGAGAGGGAGGGGUUCAACUUGCGCGUACGCACCUGUCGCGACGCGGGCCCAGUCGCUUACCGGCAGUGGUGGACGCGCCAUGCCCGCGCGCUUUACGAACACGCCGCGAGUGUGAAUUUAUACAGUGUGAUUCAAAAUGGAUGUUCUUUAUAUUUGUUUUAUCCUGGCUCUUAUACAAGGAUUAUCAGCUACAUGUCACUUCCCCGGUGCUCCUGCGCACUCCAGGGUCACCUUCUCCGACGAGACGCUCGCAGAAGGCACCAUCGCGUCCUACGAAUGUGAGCGUGGCUUCGAACUCCUCGGGCCGACGAGGCGAGCCUGUGGGGAGAAUGGGAAGUGGACACCUGAAGGCAUACCCUUCUGUGUGCUAAACGUGGCUGCCGGCAAGGCUCCCAUGCAGGCGUCCACAGAAGAUGGUGGUGUUCCCCAGCGAGCCCUCGACGGAAGCACUUCAGCAUCGUUCAGCGCCGAGACCUGCACCCUCACCAAGGCGGAGAAGAUGCCGUGGUGGUACGUCAACCUGCUAGAACCAUACAUGGUGCAACUCGUUCGACUUGACUUCGGGAAGCCUUGCUGUGGUGUGAACAAACCAGCAGUGAUCGUGGUACGCGUCGGCAACAACCGUCCCGAUCUCGGCACCAACCCGAUCUGCAAUCGCUUCACCGGUUUCAUAGAAGAAGGACAGCCUUUAUUCCUACCAUGCAACCCUCCAAUGCCUGGGGCUUUCGUAAGCGUCCACUUGGAAGCGUCAACCCCAAGUCAGCUGUCAAUUUGCGAAGCAUUCGUCUACACCGACCAAGCGUUGCCGAUAGAAAGGUGUCCGCAAUUUAGGGAUCAACCUCCCGGUAGUACGGCGACGUAUAAUGGGAAGUGCUACAUCUUCUAUAACCGGCAGCCGGCGUCGUUUAGAGAUGCGCUCGGGUUCUGCCGGUCGCGAGGAGGGACCUUGGUGGACGAGUCCAACCCGGCGCUGCAAGGAUUCAUCAGCUGGGAGCUUUGGCGACGUCAUCGAAGCGACAGCAGCAGUCAGUACUGGAUGGGGGCAGUCCGAGACCCUCGCGAUAGGACCAACUGGAAGUGGGUGAGCGGGAGUGACGUCACCGUCUCCUUCUGGAACGCUCCCGGCGGGGACGAGGGGUGCGCCCGCUUCGACGGCAGCAACGGCUGGCUCUGGGCCGACACCGACUGCCAAGCGAGACUCAACUACAUCUGCCAGCACCGACCAAAGGCUUGUGGGCGACCUGAACAGCCGCCGAACUCCACCAUGUCAGCUGAUAGCUUCGAGGUUGGGGCUUCCGUGGAGUACUCCUGUGAUGAUGGGCAUCUCCUCGUCGGGCCAACCGUCAGGACGUGCCUGGAUACUGGGUUCUAUGACGAAUUCCCGCCUGUUUGCAAACGUAUCGAAUGCGGCUACCCGGCGGAGAUCCCCCACGGAUCGUACGAGCUAAUCAAUGGGUCCGUAUCGUAUCUAUCACACGUGCAAUACUCCUGUAAGGCCGGUUACGAGAUGUUGGGCCGAUCGCGACUCGUCUGCGACUACGACGAAAGAUGGAAUGGACCCCCACCGAGAUGUGAAGUGGUGCAGUGCGCGGAGCCGCCUCAGCUUCAGAACGGUCGCGUAUCGUUCAACUCUUCGACGUUUGGUUCCAUGGCGGAGUAUAGCUGUACUCGUGGUUUCAAACUACAAGGAGAAAAACGAAUCGCCUGCCUCGCGUCCGGAUUGUGGGACAAACCUGCACCUACAUGCAUACCUGAAGAACGACCCACAACCACGAGCAUACGCAGUACAACCACAGAGGCUACGACGACGCCGCGACCACCACCAGUGGUGACUACACCACGCCUCGUACUGCCCCCACGCCCACGGACUACACCAAGACCGUUAUCAUCCCCCACUCCAUUCGUCACAGCUGAAACUACUCGCAUCAGGCAGAGAGUAGCCACAGAAAGACCGACGACGGAAAGAACGGUCACCAGGACGUAUGAAAGACCACCGGAGAGAAAGGUGACUGUAAGCGAUACGCAGGAGUCUCCUACCAGUCAUAUUAUCGUGGCUAGUCAUCCGAGGGAGAAUCAGAUUGUGGGCAGCGGUAACAAUAUAAGAGCUGAACAAACUCCUCGAGUGAACAUCCCACAGCCGGUUGAUGGUGAACGACGGGACCCGGUCGGAGCCCGCUUCAACAUCGGGGCAGUAGUCGCUCUCGGCGUGUUCGGAGGACUCGCCUUCCUCAUAUCAAUCAUUACCACCAUUGUCAUCUUUGUCAGAAGCAGGAUCCGCAACACGGGCCAACGCUACCGACACCACGUGUCACCAGACUGCAACACGGUCGGCUCUCUUGACUCCUCAUCAUCAGAGUCGAGGAGCGGCCUCAACCGGUACUACCGCCAGGCCUGGGAAGAGCUCCACGAGGCCGCCGGGGGCAACGGAGGCCACGGGGGGCACGGGGCCCACGGGGGGCAUCGGAGGCACGACCGCGAAGCCCCCAAAGACGGGUCCGAGUUGGUCGUGUCGGACGUGUACCCCGCCCCCCACGCGCGCGACAAGCGUCGCCAUCACCACCACCACCACCACCGCGAGCCCCGACACCCAGACUGGAACCCACACCGUCCCCACCAUAACCACAAACCUAGGUAUUAAGUAAGACUGGUUAAGUAUGUGUGGAUACUGAAACGUGAAUUUUGAACUAAGGCUUUUUACACAAGGCGGGAUUUCCUCGAAUGUGCACUGAGCCUAAGUCCACUUUAAGUCUCACGUUGUCUCUGUCACUUUAAGUUGUAAAUCGACAGAUAGACAUGUAGGAAGACAAGUUGCGUUUCAAUAUUCCGGGUAAGCUACGUUAUAAUGUAUCUUGUAAAAGAGAAGUGACAAAGAAAUGAUAUUAAAAUAAUAUUUCUAUUUGUCCAUCUUGUAGUCUAAUGUAUAAUAAAGUAUUUGUCCCUCAAACAUGAAUUGAUCAAAUUAGAGAGAAUUUAAACUUAUUUGUGAAGUCACUAUUGUGUAUACAUUUUACGAAACUGUUUAUCUUUGCAAAAAUCUAAUAUUUUUAAAUAUAUAUGUUAGUUCCUUUUAAUACCCAAUCAUAUGAGUUUUAACAGAUUUCUGUACAAUAAUCACAGUUCUUCGCUUCUCUUAUGCAAGCUACAUUAUAGUAGGGUGGUACUUAAGGCAGAGCAACGGUGUAUUGUGGAACUAAACGGUACGGGAACCUAUUCUGAUUGCACUGAUUCUAUUAAACGGAAACUUGAAGUAAUAUUCAGAUAAAAGAAACAUAGAAAUGUCAGAAUACAUCUGUAUUCAUAACAGAGUUGCAUUUCAAAUAAUUCUGAAAUUGUGUAAUAUGAGAAAUCGUUUUUGAAAGAAAGUGACCGUCACUAUUAAAAUGUCAUUCUCUUACGUUUCAAGUUUACAAUUCCAAUGCGAUGAUAUACUAUCACUGCUCCUUUCGUUUAGGUAUUUGAAAAACGGUAAACAGUCUUACAAAUACAGAAUAAAACGCGAGAAAAUUAGCUUAUUAAAUAUAGCACUGAAAUUAAUCGGUAAUUUCGUUUGUGCAUUAUAAAAUAGAUAUUGGCUAAGAUUAUUUAACUUUAUUUGAGAACGUAAACCAAUUGAGUAUGGGCAACAUACUUAGUUUCGACUCCGAAUCGAUAUCUCAACAAAUGUUCUUUAGGAAUAAGUAUCCCUUAUCAUAUAUUUUGCGGAUUUUAUUCCGUAGUAUAAAAAACGAUAUAAAAUGCAUCAUAAUCACCAACAGAAUUUAAAAUAGAUUACAAUUUGCGCAUUACAACUGCUUAUUAUAUAAUACUCUGCGGUAUCACAGAGGAAAAUUUAAAAUAUCCUUUUCAAAAAUAGCUAAUUCAAGACGUACGUCUUGUGUGUAUCAAUGUUUAAUGGAAUCAGAACUUUCAUCAGCUUUAAGAGGACCUAAUAUUUAGUUUUCAUUUGUGGAAGUACCGCGUAGAUCAAAAACCUUGCUUCGACAAUAGGGAUGACGACAAUUUUUUUUGCAGUGUCCGUCUUGUAGUUUUCUGUAUAAUAAUGGAUACGUAAUUUUUUAUAUUUCACGCAAACAGAAAUUGACCAAAUUACAGUGAAUGAAACUUACGCGUGACGUCACGAUUGAGUAUAAAUUUUACUCUAUCGUUACGUCACAAGCCCCCACCCCUAAACUUCAAAGCAGUUAAUCUUUGUUAAUUCUAGUUUUUCUGGAAAAGGAAAAAAUACGUGUCUCAUACUUUUCAAUUAUCUAACUGAGGGACUAAUUAGAUUUUUUCCUUUUAUACCCAGUCGUCAUCUCUAUUACAUAAUCCUUCUGAAAGUGCCGUCACCGCUAAAGUCCACAAUCCCAAGGCGAUACAAACAAACUGUACCAAAUAACGACUUCUAAUAUUUAAUUAUUAUAUUAUUUAUCAUUUAACAUGUGAGAGUUGACUUUAACUUUAUGUUAUAAAUAUGGAAUGGCGAUCGUUAUCAAUUCGAAAUCCGCCAUAUUGGCGCUCAGACCACUUGAAGUACUUUAGGGAGCGUUUUUUAUUUACUACAUAAUAUUUUACUAUAUUAUUACGACAAAUUAUUAAGGUAUUUGACUACAUAAAAAAAAAUCAGAAAAAGUCAGACGCGCUGUUGUCUGUGUGUCACUGAGAGAAAAAGUAUCGAGGUUAAGCAAUGGUAGGUACGGUCAUUACGUGACUGAUUGUUAUUGCAAGCCUGUUUUCCUUUAACAGGCUCUAAGUGUCACCUACGACUUACAAUUGACCGGUUUUAUUUGCAAUAAGUGAAAUUUUCAAAUUUAUAUCAACACCAAUCAAUGUGGUAUACAACAAGCAUUUAUCAGCAAUACACACGAACGAUAUUUUGCUUAAUAAAUCUAUAUUUUUGUGUGUCAUUGCAUUUCAGUCGUCAGCAACAGUGGCAGAAACAAAAUGACUCUUAAUCUUCAAAAGCGACUUUGGAUUCAUUGUCGUUACUGCUAUUAAAUUGCUAACUAAAGUGUUUUUCAAUUUUUCUUUCACACUAAGAGAAAUAAUACUACGAUAUUAAGAAACUUUACAAGAUAUCAAACUUGCUUGAUAGUUGCAACGGGAUCUGACACGGACUAUAAAUAAAAAAGACGACCCUUUCAUUAUGACCAUGUUUAGUAGUCAAAUAUCAUAUUAAAACCUACGGAACAACGAAUAAAUUAUAUUUUUAUACGAAUCUUAGUAUAAUUGUAUUUUUAAUAUUCACAGUAUUGCAUUCAUUACUUCUCGCUUGACUAUGAUUACCUUGAUCUUCUCUUAAUAAUUUCGUGUUUCAAAUUUAUAUUUAGUUUUAAGCUUUAAAGUGUAAAUAAUAUUAUUAGCCUAGCAGUAAGAUUAGAUCGAAGAUAAUCAUUGUUUUCUGCUAUUCUCUUGUUAAAAAAAAAUGUAAAUUUAUUUAUUUUACUGUAUUUACAAACGACAUUUUGGUAAACGACACCUUAAAGUGUCAUGGUGUCCUUGUCACUGUUAAGUGGAAAGAGAAAAAUAGACAAUUAAAAACGUGACUUAUACAAGUGUCGUAUGUAAAAACAUUUAGUUAAGUAACUGUGAAAUUGUGUCCGUUUAUUGUAAAUUGUAAUUUUCUUUAUGGAUUUUAAUGGCGUUAUAACCGAUCUUUCUUUUAAUGACUUUUAUAUUCCUAUAAGACUUUUCCUUUUGUUAUUUCUUCUGUUAGCGACGUGUUCUUAACGUUUUAGUUCUCGAAGGAGGAUCGAACGAGGGACACUCAUAUGUACUAUUGAAUAACGGUAUUCUACAAUUAAUUGAUAAACUAAAAACAGAGCAACAACGCGAACUGAAUAAGGAAACAAAAAAAAACCUUUAAAGAGUCCUAUGCAUGUCUAUAAUAUCGACAGCUUUGUACUUCAAAGUCCAAUUUUGAUUUUUGAGUUUUGAUUGUUUUUAAGGGGUACUCAAAAGGUAGAAACAGAGCCUUAUCACUAAGACUGCCGUCUGUUAGCUUGUCACCGGUUUUUGUCUCAUAAAGUGUGAUAGCUGGACAAUUCAGUUCACAGAUCAUGUAUAUCUUUUGUCGCUGUAACGAUUGAUACUAAGAUAAAGUUAAGCAACGUUUGGUCCGGACUUGAAUUUGAUGUUAGACAAUUUUUUUUAUUUUUUUAUUUCGCGGACCCUUGACACUUGAACUGUCUUGAAGUAUAUUGGAUGUUUUCAUAUAUAUAACCGUUAAAAACUAAAAUCAGUCCGUGUAAAUUCUAUUAUAAAGUCCAUGUAUACCAGCCUAAACUAACAAAAUCUACUAUGUAUGGUACAAAGUAAUUUAAAAAUUGUAUGAAGCUUGAAUGAGCAGUACAACUCUACGACGGUUGCUUUAAAAGGAAAAUAUAAAUCUAAUGUGCCAUCCACGAGGCAGACAUACAGUAGUUCACAGUUUAUAUUUUAAUUUAUUAUUAUUUUAUUAUUAAUUAGAUUUUAUUAGAAUUAUUAAAUAUUAAUAAUAAUAUAUUGUGUAUGAACAAAUAUGUAUGUAAUUGACAAAUGAUUUGUUUACUGUCAAUAAUAGUGCUCAAAAGUUUGUAUCAUUUAAACGUUGGUAUUAAAAUUUGUGAUUAUUUA
This is a messenger RNA of Trichoplusia ni (cabbage looper), 7511 nucleotides long. Its product is annotated as CUB and sushi domain-containing protein 3. The record is from RefSeq and is a predicted model, not a curated record. NCBI's taxonomy places the organism in Eukaryota, Metazoa, Arthropoda, Insecta, Lepidoptera, Noctuidae. The transcript is spliced from 11 exons. Bases 1054 to 3555 code for a protein of 833 amino acids.